Messenger RNA from Peniophora sp. CBMAI 1063, 2964 nucleotides. NCBI's taxonomy places the organism in Eukaryota, Fungi, Basidiomycota, Agaricomycetes, Russulales, Peniophoraceae. The record is from the annotation of a GenBank genome assembly.
AUGAUGGACAUGCUGCGCCUCGAGGCUUCCGCGAAGCGUCCCGCGUCUUGUUUCCUGCACUCAUGCAUUCGGGCGGCGGCGGUUCGGCACAGUGAUACUCGAGGGAUCUGCGUCACUGCCGCCAUGGAUCCGCAGAAGCUUCUGAACGAUCUUGCAAGGCUCGCUGAUAAUCUCCGUGCAGCCGUGAGCGCAUUGCCUAUUGCUACUCUCGAUGGAGCCGAGAGGAAGGAACACAUUUUGGACGCAUGCAAUAGUGUCGCGCAACCUGCGCCGGCUCAGCUGAAACUUCCCAUCCCACCUAACAUACUGGAACCAUCUUACCUGCCGCGGACAUGUAUCGGUCUUAUUGGAAGUACUGGUUUAGGCAAAAGCACUCUUCUAUCCGGAGUCUUGGGCCGGAACAUCUCAUCUGCUGACUCCGUCAAAAGAGGGACCGCAGUGCCGACGAUCGUCAUCUACCACCCACACGAGCGCAUUGAAGCCUCGCUGACUUUCAUGCCAUUGAAAGAGGUCCAAAAGAAGAUAGAGAGCACAUUCGAGCUGCUCGAGCCAGAUGAGAGCGGACGUCUCAUGUCGAACGACGACCUUAAUCAGGACCCUUCGUACAAGUUGGUCAUUGAAGCGUUUGGUCUCACCAAGAGGGAUCUCAUGGGUAUCAAGAGGCGACCUGGUGAGGCUGCUGAGGUCGAACCAAAGUCGCCGCUCGAGAUAGUCUUGCAACUACACCCAGAACUUGUCGGACUAUUGGGCACGACCGUGAACGUCACUGGGGAGAAUGAGGCGGACUUUCUAGCCGCUCUGGCACCGUACAUGGGAUCUCCCGGACGUCAUAAGGGGUUGAAGAAAUGGGCCUUCCUCACAUCUCUGGUAGUCAAAUGCAACGCCGAAGCCGUCUCGGGUGGCUCCAUCCUUGUGGACUUCCCCGGUUCUGGAGACUCGAGUAGCAUCGUUCUCCGCGCGAUCGAGAAGGUCGAACAAUGUCUCGAUGUCAGGCUUCUCGCUGUCAUGCCCCAACGCGCCUCGACUGAGGCUGUGGUCAAAGAACACAUGGACAACGAGAUCAGACGCCGGAGGGAGAAUCAUGUAGCUGAACUACCCGGAGAAGAGCAUCGCGAGAAACCAACUCCUGCGAGUUCGAGUGGUCUCGCUAUCAUCCUGACGCAAUGUGAUAUACUCACUCGUUCGAAGGACGACCACAAGUUGAUCCAGGAUCUCGAGAACCAUGAAGACAUUAGCGAAGUCCUGACACAAGAUGCCGAUUAUAAUACGAACCUCGAACUGCUCAAGGAUGUUGAACUCAAGCAUUCAGAGCGGGUUCAAUACGUAGAGGGCCUUCGUAACGAACAGAGCGGGUCCAAUCAGGCCUUCAAACGUCCCCGAGCGUCCGGAUUUCGGUAUGAUAAUAUGCUGAAUGAACAUGAUUCCGAUGAAGAUCGGGACGACGACCACGACCCUAAGAUUCGCGAAGCCGUCAGAGAGGAGAAACAGUGGAGGAAGCGUUGCGAUCAACAUAGGGCGCAGCGGCGCAUUUCCGUCCUUCGUGCACGCUACUUGGUUUCAGGAGCGAGUGUGAGGCGGAGGUUUGGCGAUCUUGUUCUUCAAGAGAGGCAAGACCGUGAUCAGUUUGACGCCCAAGUGGGGGAAGAUGCGGUGGAUGAUGAGGAAGACUUCUCGCUCCCUGUUUUUGCAACCAGCGCUGCGGACUUUGAACAGGCGCACCCCUCUGGAGAUAAAGCUCUUGAACAACAGACCGGUGUUCCUGCUCUACGAGCAUUUAUACGUCAUGCAGGAGCGCGCGCUCAGUAUCGAGCCGUUCUGGAUCUCCUCCAGCCUUUCCGCGCUGAAGUACAAUCAACACACCUACUUCUGACUGCGAACGAUAGCGAGACUACAGGAGAUAGACUGGCACGUCAGAAAGAGCGACUCAGGGAACGAUGGGCCACUCCAACGGAGGAUGCACCGGCUGGCCCUUCCUCACGGCUCCCAGGAUCGCUCAGAGGCAAGGGCGAUAGUAUUCGUAACAGCUUGGUCAAGGCAUUCGAGAAGAGUACAGAGGCCGAACUGGAGAAUGCUCGAGAUGAACUGGAGAAACUCAGGGACACUUGUGAGAAAGGGGCCAGGAAUGCAAGAAAGGCAGCGCGCAAGAUGGUUGAAGCCCUUGUUAACGUCAAGAUGCACUAUGCUAAACAUCGUGCUGUGUUUAGGCAUCACGGUAUCUACGAAGAAAUUGAGGAUUACAAUGUCGCUUUGGCGCAACCUCUCAUCGACGCUGUCAACGAGGCCGUUGGCGGUUACUCGGGCUCAGGAAGUCUCGGCGCCCUCAGAGCCAGCCUGAUCCAAGACGGGGCGAAUGUGUUCGACGAGGUUCUCAAGUCUGCCAAGAACUGCGACGAGGGUCUUCGUGGCGAAUUACACGCACGCAUCUCACAGUCUCGGGGCCACCUAAAGAGGGAGCUUGAGCAGUUGAACCGGAAAGGGAACAGCAUCUUUUGGAACACUCACGAUCGCUCGUCCGUCGCUCAUUUCCGUGACGAGAUGGUAGACCGCCUUGAAAAGGACUACGACAUAUCCGCCGGUCCGCGUUUCAUUGGCACGGGUCGUGGGAGUCCAGCCAGGAUGAAGGCAUUCUUCGUGGACGCUGUAGACAGCCUCUCUAAGACCAUGUUCGAUGAACUCGCCCGUGACCUCGUCGAGUACCAGUACGAGGUUUUGGACGAAGUGGGGGCCCUGAUAAAGGAAACAUACAGUCGGGCUGCCGCACAGUGCGAGAUGGAGAUAUCGAAUGCUUGGGUCGUCCCCGAGCGACAGCCGGUCAUGUCGGCGCGCGAGCAAGCCGCGAGGGCAGUUGCCGAUAUCGAGCGCCAGCUGUCGACAAUGGAAAGAGAGCUGAUCGAGGAGAUGCGAAGAGCUGAGGAGAAUGUCCCAACCUGUCACCCACCUCCAUUCGAUCGUGUUGCGCAAUGA